Messenger RNA from Scheffersomyces amazonensis, 1798 nucleotides. RefSeq lists its product as uncharacterized. Lineage: Eukaryota; Fungi; Ascomycota; Pichiomycetes; Serinales; Debaryomycetaceae. The record is from RefSeq and is a predicted model, not a curated record. Gene Ontology annotation, molecular function: nucleic acid binding; zinc ion binding. Gene Ontology annotation, cellular component: cytoplasm. The transcript has a single exon. Bases 55 to 1767 code for a protein of 570 amino acids.
UGUCAAUCUGCAAUUAAUUAAUUUACUGAAUUCAUCUAUUGGAAGCGCAAGAUAAUGAAGACCGAUUACUAUGAACUUCUAGAAGUUGAAGUAUCGGCAACUGAUUCCGAACUUAAGAAAGCAUAUAGGAAGAAAGCUCUUCAACUACAUCCUGAUAAGAAUCCUGAUAAUGUUGAAGAAGCCACUCAUAAAUUUGCAUUAAUUCGAGCUGCUUAUGAAGUAUUAAGUGAUUCUAAUGAAAGAGCUUGGUAUGAUGCUCAUAAAUCAUCUAUUCUUCGUGAAGAUGAUGAUUAUGGUUAUGAUAAUGAUGAUGAAGUGGAAAUGACUAUCCCCAGUAUAUCUAUUGAUGAAAUUAUGAGAUAUUUUAAUUCAUCACUUUAUGAAAAAAUUGAUGAUUCACAAGCCGGAUUUUAUAAUACAGUAUCUAGAUUAUUUGAAAGAUUAGCAUCAGAAGAAAUUAUUCAUGGUAAAUCACAAAAUCAAGCAGAAUAUUCCAAAUAUAAAGAUGAUGAUUUAACUAAUAUUAAUGCUAUAGAUCCUUCAUUACUUUUAUUUCCAAGAUUUGGGAAUUCUAAAUCAGAUUAUGUGGAGACUAUACGGCCAUUUUAUAAUUCAUGGCUGAAUUUUUCAAGUGUAAAGACUUUUAAUUGGAAAGAUGAAUAUAGAUAUUCAAUGGCUCCUGAUAGACGAACUAGACGUAUGAUGGAAAGAGAGAAUAAAAAAUCUAGAGAUACUGCCAGAAAGGAGUAUAAUGAAACCAUUCGAAGUUUUGUACAAUUUGUAAAGAAGAGAGAUCCUCGUGUUAAAAUUGGAAUUAAUGAAUUUGAAAAACAAAAGAAGAAACAGAGACAACAAGAAUUAGAACAGCAGAUUAAACAACAAAAAUUGAAAUCCAUGAUAGAUGAUAAAAAGAAAACUAAUUUCACAGCUCAAGAUUGGCAACAACUAUCGGUAGAAGAAUUACAAGAGCUUGAACAAAUGUUGGAAGAUGAAUAUAACUUAUCAUCUGAUUAUGACUCUGAUAGUGAAUUUGAUGAAUUUGAAAACCCAGAAGAUGAAGUCAUUGACACUUACGAAUGUAUUAUCUGUGAUAAGUACUUCAAGAAUGAGAAACAAUUCCAAGUUCAUGAGAAUUCCAACAAGCAUAAAAAGAAGUUAAAGCAACUCAAAUGGGAAAUGAAGAAAGAAGGUAUAGAUUUAGGGAUCGAUAAGGACGAUAUUGAUUUGGAUGAUUUUGAGACUGCUAGUAGUGAGUUCUCUGAUGGAGAUGACCAAGUCAUUGAGCCAGAAGAUGCAGUGAAUAGAGAUAUUGAUGAUGAUGAUGAUGAAUUAGACAAUUCCUCCCCAGAAGCUCCUGUCCCAGCAGCAGUUCCACAAACGUCUAAGCUUGACUUUGAAGUGGACGAUACAAUAGAUAGUGAUGAAGAGGUACCUGAAAAGGAAGUUGCCGAAGUAAUACAAGCAACCGAUAGUAUUAAGUUAACAGAAAUUGAUGAAGACACUGAUGAUGACUGGUCCACCACCAGUAAGAAAAAGAAAGAUAAGAAGAAAAAGAAGAAGAGUAAAUCUACUGAAGUAUCCAAUAGUAAUAGUAGAGAAUCUACACCAGUUCCAAUUCCAGUGCCAAUUCCUUCCUCAGGUACUGACAUAUGUACGGUAUGCCAUUUAGAGUUCAAUUCUAGAAAUAAACUAUUCCAGCAUAUUAAUACAACCGGCCAUGCAUUGGCUCCUAAGGCUAAUAAGAAAAAGAAAUCGAAGAAGAAGUGAUUGAUGUAUAGUCUAUAGAAUCCCUUAUAUU